ACAAUGUGAUACAAAUAUAUGCCUCUUAAUGGUUAGUUAUUAACACAGGAGUCAAACGUUAAAGCAUUCUAUGGGAAUGUAACGACGAUUCUAGCGAGCGAGGAGAACUUUAUGUUUUUGAUGGCGGUGGAAAGCCGAACAAAAAAGAAGAGACGAUCAAAGUGAAUUUCUACUGAUAUUCUUGCGCUAAACAAGUUACUACAUGUUGUGUGAGAUAAACCUGCUUUUUGUUAAUACCGUCAUCAUCGGAUUAUAUUUUUACUAAUGCAGUUGUCUACGUAGUUGAUCCAAGAACACGCCUCACAUUGUGAAGAAGGAUGACUUUGCCGUCCUGCUGCUGCCGCCGCCGAAGUUCACUGCGUGCGUUUGGCUGGAACAGGGCUUUGGCGGUCGUGACAGGUUUAAAUAGGCGUCUGCAAAGUUCUGUCUGGAUUGUGCAUCAAAACGAUUGAUAUCUAUUGCGCUACUAUUUCUUAAACAGCCAUAAUGCCUAUGAUAUGCCGGCUAUCUGUAUGUGUUUGUAGAAAUAGCUGCAUCUGCAGCCGUAAUGAUUUGAAGGACAAUCAAGCCAUUGCUUGAGCGGUCCCUCAGCUUUGCAACGGAUCAAUUACUGCUAUCAUCCGUGAUGACUAAAGUCAAAGAUGUUCCCCAAACAAAACAAAAGAAAACAUGGUGCGCUUUUAUACAAGAUUCUUCGGGCUGUGCCCACCAUCCAGCUGAAACAAUGUUCUCGCUCAAUGUCAUCAGGCAUUAACUUUACCUUGAAUGACGAGCAGAAGAAAAUGCAGGAACUGGCUAGAAAGUUCGCUCGGGAAGAGAUCCUUCCUAAAGCCGCACACUAUGACAAAACCGGAGAGUUCCCCUGGGACAUCGUUAAAAAGGCACAUGAGCUUGGCCUGAUGAAUUUGAGCAUUCCCCAAAGUGUCGGCGGUUUGGGCCUUGGGGCGAUGUCGGCCUGUAUCGUGACCGAGGAGAUUGGUUAUGCCUGUACGGGUAUUUCUACAGCCAUCGAUGCGGCUAGACUUGGGCAAACACCUGUCGUUUUGACAGGAAAUCCUGCGCAACAGAAAAAGUAUCUUGGUCGUUGCAUUGACGAGCCUAUCGUUACAGCCUAUUGUGUUACAGAACCUAGUGCAGGUUCAGAUGUCGCAGGUAUCAAGACCAAGGCCGAGAAAAAGGGUAACAAAUGGGUAAUCAACGGCCAGAAGAUGUGGAUCACGAACGGUGGUGUUGCGAAUUGGUAUUUUUUGUUGGCACGCACGAACUUCGAUCCGAAGUGCCCUACUUCGAAAGCCUUUACAGCUUUUAUAGUUGACAGAGAUCGGAAGGGUGUGAUUCCUGGUCGCAAAGAAAUAAAUAUGGGUCAACGGGCUUCAGACACGCGAGGAAUCACAUUUGAGGAUGUUGAGAUCCCUGAGGAAAACGUUCUACUCAAGGAGGGGGACGGAUUCAAGGUCGCCAUGAUGACCUUUCACGAAACGCGACCUGUUGUAGCAGCGGCAGCGACAGGCCUCGCCCAACGUGCAUUGGAUGAAGCGAAACAGUACGCUCUUGAAAGAAAGACGUUCGGAAAACCUAUUUCCACUCAUCAAGCUGUGCAAUUUAUGUUAGCCGAAAUGGCAAUGGGAGUCGAAACGUCUCGAUUGGCAUGGCAGCGCGCUGCAUGGGAAAUUGACCAGGGUCACACAAAUACAUAUUACGUAUCGAUUGCCAAGGCGUUUGCUUCGGACGUUGCGAACAAAUGUGCUACGGACGCUGUACAGAUUUUCGGAGGCAACGGAUUUAACACGGAGUACCCUGUCGAGAAACUGAUGCGGGACGCCAAGAUCUAUCAGAUCUACGAGGGGACUUCUCAGAUCCAGCGAAUGGUCAUCGCUCGCAAGAUGCUCUCGGGAGGAGAGUAGAUCUGCAGGAAAUUUUAACAAAGUGACCCAGAGGAAGAUACUAAUUAGCAAAUGUAGCAUGAGACCGCUAAUAUAGAUAUUUGCUACUAGAUUUUUUAAAAAUAAGGAAGUUCAAUGAAACUUAACGAUUAAUUUUUUAAAUCGCAAAAUCAUAAUUUGACUCAAAAAAAUGAAUGGAGUUAGGUUGUUGCUACAGAUUUUGCUCAUCACAAAAAAUGGGACCUGCAAUAAAGUAUGCGUAGGCAUUUUCAUAUAUACUAUAUGAAUAUAUAGUAUAUAUAUAUAUUUCAUAUA
Messenger RNA from Varroa destructor (honeybee mite), 2198 nucleotides. It is a transcript of the gene Mcad, whose product is annotated as Medium-chain acyl-CoA dehydrogenase. Gene Ontology annotation, biological process: medium-chain fatty acid catabolic process. NCBI's taxonomy places the organism in Eukaryota, Metazoa, Arthropoda, Arachnida, Mesostigmata, Varroidae. The record is from RefSeq and is a predicted model, not a curated record. Gene Ontology annotation, cellular component: cytoplasm; mitochondrion. Gene Ontology annotation, molecular function: flavin adenine dinucleotide binding; medium-chain fatty acyl-CoA dehydrogenase activity.